CGCUUCCACAUAGUUUCCAUCCUUCGGCCAUCGCCGCCAUCGCCGACGCCAUACGUUGCCCAUGAAAAUCUACAAGAUGCUUGUGCACUGGGGCAUCAUGCUCACCGUCCCAACAGCGAUUGCACUUGCCGUGUUCAAGCCUCAGAGCGAAGACGAUCAGCGGGCAAUGUUGGAGGCCAAGUACAAGGACGACAUCGAUCGACAGAGGAAGAACCGAGCCAAGAUCAUGGAUCUCCUGCGACCUGCUUCAGACAGCAGCGAGGGUAAAGUCAAGAGCGACGAAUUCACCGACCGCGUCAUGCGAGGCGACCCUGCCACGCGACCAGAGUGGGUCAAACGCUUCGAGUAAUGCAUGUCCAGUCUUCGCCUCCAUUGUCUAUUUGGGCUCAACAGCAAACCCAGUUGCGGAGAG
Aphanomyces invadans is the source of this 412-nucleotide messenger RNA. RefSeq lists its product as hypothetical. The transcript is spliced from 2 exons. NCBI's taxonomy places the organism in Eukaryota, Oomycota, Saprolegniomycetes, Saprolegniales, Verrucalvaceae. The coding region runs from base 62 to 349 and encodes 95 amino acids. The record is from RefSeq and is a predicted model, not a curated record.